UGACGAGGGCAACCAAUCAUACAGACAGGGCCAGGCUUGAAGAAAACAAGAAAACACACACACCACUAUUUACCUGGAAACGUUGGAAUAGAUUCAUAGGCAGGCUGAAGCGGAUCAAACUCUGACUCCACUUUUGUCAACGAGUAGAGCUUAUUGAGUUUGUACUCAUCCUCCAUCAUCAUCAUCUUCAUCAUCAUCAUCUUUAUAAUGAGCACUAAGUGGUCAUUCCUGCUAUUGCUGGCUGUGGUCCUCGCUCUCACAGGCCGAACUCAAAGCUUCAAACCACUCUUUGCAUCUGAGAAUUCCAUCUCUCACCGCAGCAUUACAAUAAGGGCAGUUCUCCGAAAGACAGCCGAGGUCUGCCAAGACAUUGCUGCUGCAGAGGGACGGGACUUCGGUUUGACUAUUGAUGACGGUCUAACGAUUGAACGAGUACACCAGGAGUGCUCCUCCUCCUCAGACAUUUCAUCCUCACGACUGUCCAGUUUCUUGUUCCAUGCAUUCAUUGCCGAUAUGUACUUAAGCAAUGCACAUGUUGAUUUAAAUUUUCCAUUAAGUGCAGAGCACCAUUUUGAUGACGAGGGCUUCCAGGGAGGACGAGACAUAAUCACACUAGGUGUGUCUGCUGUGAAGUCCAAUGUGAAAAUGGAGAACUUCAUCAUAGGGCGUUUGAAUCUUGGAGCCCUAUUGCACACUCUGCAAGACUUCUACAGCCACAGCAACUGGGUGGAGUUGGGGAACACGGCUCCUUACAAUGUUUUGAUCACACCUAACCAACCCCUUGAGAAUCUGGCAGGCACGGAUAUUCCCACCUGUAGAAACUGUGAUGAAGAGAUCUGUGAUGACAAUAUUUUGCCUAAUGUGCUGGAGGAUAGGUUACUCACCUCAGGCUACUUCAACCUCUUCUUCUCAGAAAAGCCGGACGGUAAAUGCAGCCAUGGAGGUACUGCAGACCGGACGAGCAGAAAAGACCCAAUGGGGGGCAUCAAUAAGGACGAUAUUGAAUCCAGUCAUGGCUCACUUCACAAUCAAGCAGCCAAUUUGGCUGUGACUGCUACUAUGGAGCUUCUGGAGGACAUCAGAUUAGCUGGAGGAGACAAGAACUUCCUAAGACUGAUGGGCCUCUCCCAAUCCUCUGUGCUGUGUUAUGUCAUCGACACCACAGGCAGUAUGGCUGACGACAUAGAAGAAGCCAAGAGAGUUGCUUUUGAAAUCAUCGACCGCAGGAGGGGAACAACACGGGAGCCGCCGGGCUACAUAUUGGUUCCUUUUAAUGAUCCAGCUGUUGGACCUGUACUUGUAACGACCGAUGCAGACACAUUCAAAGAAAGGAUCAACGAACUGACUGCCUUCGGAGGAGGUGACAACCCAGAGAUGAGCUUGUCUGGACUACAGCUUGCCCUUAUCACGGCUCCACCCUCAUCUGAGAUAUUUGUCUUCACUGAUGCGCCAGCAAAAGAUGCACACUUGAAAAGCACCAUCACUGCCCUUAUUGAGAGCAUGAAGUCUGUGGUAACAUUCCUGCUGACAGACGUCCUGUCCAGUCGCCGUAAAAGACGCCGUCAAGGUGAGAUGUCUCGAGUCCGUCGAGUGGUUAGCCAAGCAGAUGCUCAGCUGUACCGUGACCUUGCAAGGGCAUCAGGAGGUCAGACCAUUGAAGUCAGCAAGCUGGAUCUUGCUCUGGCUACAAGUGUUAUAGAAGAUUCCUCAGAUAGCGCAACGGUGACAAUUUUUCAAGAAGUGAGCAGUGAACCUGAAAAUUUCCUAUUUACCAUUGACAGCUCACUAAGGAACAUAAUUAUCUCAAUCACGGGAAAUUCAGCUCUCACCUUUAAUCUCACCAGCUCCACAGGUGUAUCUCAAAACUCCAGUGAGUCCAGCGGCCCUCUGGCAUCUUUGAGCUUGGCAGGUAACCUACGACGAUUGAGGCUCAACAAUAACAGUGAAACAGGAUUGUGGGAAAUCAGUAUAGACUCUGAUGACCCCUACUCAGUUAAGGUCACAGGUCAAAGUCCAUUGAACUUCAUCUACAACCUUGUGGAAGCCCAUGAAGGACUCCAUGCAGACUUCUUUCUGAAGCAAGGACGUCCUCUUUCAGGGGGAAAUGCCACCAUCUUGGUCACAGUGACAGGAACUGACAUUGUUAAUCUAACAGAGGUCACGCUGUACGACAACUCAGGCCCAACAGAUGUCAAUGGAACUUUACAGUCAUCAGGAGCAACUGACUUCCUGGUGACAUUCAAUGAGAUUCCAGCUGGUGAUUUUGUGGUUCGAUUGAAAGGAGGAGACAGCAACUCAUCAUCACGGUCAACUUCAAGCAGGUUCCAGAGACAGGCCUCCACUCGGAUUAUGACUUCUAACAUCUCUGUGGUUGCUCAAGUCAACACCACCAACAUAGAACCUGGCUCUACGAUCUUUAUUCCUUUCACUGUCACCAUAACGACUGGAGGAGUCACUAACGAGAAUGCAACUGGGACAUUCACAGUGCGCGCUACCAACGACCGCAGCUUUAAUUUUUCGUCGCCCGGGUCCGUCACCAUAGAAGCAGACAGCGGAGGGAAAGCCAACGACACUGUGAGCCUAACCGUUCCUGAAAGUGCGCCAUCGGGAACUGACGUGACACUUACGAUUGAGGCGGAAAAUGCAGCUGCAACUGAAAUCAACUUUGUUGUGCUUAGGUUUUCAGUUGCUGCUAAGGUGACUGACGUUACCGGACCAGUGUGCCAGGUGGUCCGUACAUUUGGCAACUGCUCAUUCAAUUCAGCACGUUGUGACUCCUCCCAGUGGGUGUUUGUUGUCGAAGUGACCGACAGAGUUGAUGGGACAGGAAUUGACAGCAUCACCGUCCGUGAAGGGAACGGCACCCUCAACACGAGCAUAAUGGUUGGAGAAGGGGGCGAGGAAAUCACCGAGGCAUUCUACCAGGCCUCCUGCUGUGCAGACAGAGUGGAGCUGUCUGUUGUAGACAACGUGGGGAAUGUGGCCAUUUGUGUGGGCCAGGUGACGGAUGUUCUCCCUCCAGUGUGCCAGGAAGUCAGCAGAGCCACCAACUGUCCAUCCUCUUCGUCACUCUGUGACUCCUUUCAGUGGGAGUUUGUGGUCAAUGUGACUGAUGACAUCAAUGGAGUGGGUAUCGACAACAUCACCAUCCAUGAAGGGAACGGCACCCUCAACACAACCACAGUGGUCGGGCCAAGUGGCGAGAACACCAUCGUGGCCUCCUUUCGGGCCUCCUGCUGUGCAAACAGAGUGGAGCUGUCUGCUGUGGACAAAGCGGGAAAUGAGGUCAUUUGCGUAGGCCAGGCCAGAGAGUCUACCACGGUCGCACCUGUGACGACAGCGAAUGUGACCAACGAAGAAACAAACACUGGAGGGCAAAUGUUUAGCACAUCCCAUUGUCUCUGGAUAACUGUUGUGUCAUUCCCACUUUGGAGAUGAAAGGGAUGUAGGGGAUUACAGUGUUCCCCCACUAUUUGUGCUGAAUAGGGACAGAAUCCUGCAGCAACUACCGUAUUUUCACGACCAUAGGGCGCACCGUAUUAAAAGGCGCAGUCUCAGUUACGGGGUCUAUUUCUGUAUUUAACACAUACAUAAGGCGCACUGUAUCAUUGGGUGCAGGCAUGAACAUAGGCUAGUCUUAAAAUAUACCCUAGCAUGCAUGCACACUAAAACAAUGUUUUUAGAAAGGCAGCGGGAGCAAACCUGAGUUCGGUUGUACUUUAUUGAAGUAUUUAAAAAUGUACUCACAUUAUUUGUUGAUCAAUCCUCAUCCACAAAUCCAUCAAAGUCCUCAUCUUCUGUAUCCGAAAUGAACAGCUGGGAAAGUUCUCAAUCAAACACGCCAGGUUCCCUCUCGUACUCGUCUGAGUCAGUCUCGUUGUCGUACGGCUCCUCAGAAAUGAUGCUGGCUUUUACGAAAGCUCGAACAACAGUGCAAGCAGACACGUUAGCCCAAGCAUCCACAAUCCAUUCACAAAUGGCGCCGUUUCAUAAAACGAAAGCACCAAGACGGACCUCCUUGAAAAUGUUCAAUUUUUAUUUCUUCUGCAAGCUUUAUUGCCCUGAGUCGAAUGGUGACUGUAGAGACGCUUCUCCCGGCUGUUCUUUGCUCAUUAAUCCAUUGCUCGAGUUGGUCUUCCAACUCGGGCCACCUCGCCUUGUUUCCGCGGAAACGGAGCUUCGUCUUCUUGACUUGGCGAAGCUGGUUUUCCUGCUUCCUCCACUUGCGAACCAUGGAUUCGUUGAUCUUGAAUUAUCUCGCGGCUCCUCGAUUCCCAUGUUCCUCCGCAUAACUGAUAGCUUACAGUUUAAACUGUGCUUCGUAAGCGUGUCUCUUCGUAGGUGCCAUUUCGAGGGUCCUUAGCCAAACCGAUGUUGUUUUGCACAAUGCACAUACCGGCGCUAUAUACCUACUGGGGGCGUGCCUUUCGCGUCCUCUGUCACGUCCACCUUUCCUCUAUAUAAGCAGUGUGUCGGCAGGAAAUGCUGCCAGUCAGUCAAGCGGUCAAAAAAGUCAAAAAGUCAAGCGGAGCGCUCAUCACACAACAACAUUUAUAGAUGUUGGAACCCGGUGCACACAUAAGGCGCGCCAUCCAUUUUGGAGAAAAUUUAAGACUUUUAAGUGAGCCUUAUUGUCGUGAAAAUACGCCAUGAGUAAUUAAUGCAAAGCACUGUCUGAAUAGCAAUAUUCAGACAGUGCUUUGGCAUGAGCACAAAACAGCAAAUAGGUGAGAUUUUGCAGCAAAUAACAUUGGAUAAGUCAUUAGUAAUUGACGCCCCCCCAAAACGUCCUAUAAUUGCCAAUAGAUACCAGAAGAUGGUGAUGGGUUACCCCCAAAACAAUCAGUAAAUAGGUGGGAGAACACUGUAUAUCAGUUGUAGCACAUACAUCCAGUAUGUUAAGCAUUUCUAUAUUUAAUUUAGUUCAUAUAUAUAUAUAUAAGAAAAUUAUGCUAUAGUGUGAGUCUUGAUUUGGUGUAUGCAUGUACAUUGUCAUAUAGUUCACUUGUGUCACAUUUAAAUCCCAAGAUACAUCAAUUUCUAAUUAGAUGCUAAGGCAUAUCGUAACCUGGAAGUCAAUGACCUAUAGAUGACUCCUGAGGUCAAACUGAAAAGCAUACAUCUUAAAUCAAAGUUUGUCAUUGAGCAAAUCCUGAAAGUUUCAUGCUUCUUUCAUUUUGUGCACAAUUCCAAUGCUUAACAGCCCCACGAAUGGCAGGAAAUACAGCACCAUCUUGAAGCCAUCCCACCCACCUCCCACGUUAACUUUAUAGAACAACUUUCUGAACCAACGAUGUAGUUUUAUCAAAUGUAAAUUUAAAUCGAAUUCUCAAAGCUUCUAUAAAAAAAAUCUAACUCUCCUGACAUUGCCCAUUUUAAACAGUCUAUAUAAAUUAUGCUAAAACUCACUGAACACAUCUAAAUGUUGGAUGACAAAUAUUUUCAUUGCUUUUAAUCUAACCUUUAGUUCAAAGCAAACAUGGCAAAGCAGUAUUUACCUGUUAUACUGCACACAAAUGGAAUAAGCUGCCAACUGAAGUGAAGUCAGCCUCAAGUGGGAAUGUUUUUAAAUCUAGGUCUUCUUUUUUCUCAUGCUUUCAAUUGAGCUCUUUUAAAGCACUGUAAAUUAGUAUUUUGUAAUCUCCUUUUUGCACUGUGCGUUCUUUUCGUAAUUUUAAUAAGCGCCCCGUACUUUAAUUGUUCUUUGCUUUUAAAUGAUUUUGUUGGACUUUUAAUCAUGUAAAGCACAUGGAGUUACCGCGUCUAUGAAAUGCGGUAUAUAAAUAAAGCUUCCUUAACCUGCCUCUAUGGUAAAUCCAAGAUUGUGAUGGGAAUAUAAAACAGAAAUAGUGUAAAAUAUGCGCGACCAAAUUACUACCACAUUAGCUACUUUUUAGGUAUGUACUUUUGAUAUUUCCGCCACACGCGUUUGGCUCACACAUACCAGAUCUCGAUGAAUCAAAAUGUCCCAUGAAAACUAAUUUGUUGAUAAAAUCAUGUCGGCGCAAUCCAGGGAUGCUCAAAUCAUUAAUCCACUGGUUUUAGAAUCAUGUAAAAUUAAAUUGAACUCAUUUUUUUGCAUAAAAUUAACAACCUGGUACAUCUUCCAAUUAGUCCACAUUUUUCUUCUCAUAAAGCAGUAGAACAUCAUCUCCCAAUACUUUCACUGCCAGUCCUCCAUGUUAACAUGGAUAUUUGAAUUCAACAGCCGUCAAUGGCAAUGGAAUUAAAGCUGCAAAUUGUUACAUUUGGGAAUAGCUGCCAACUGCCAUUAGGAUGAAGGAGCAAAAUGUAAAUAUAAAGACAACAAAGAUUGCUGCAAAGAUAUAGCUAUUUGUUUUUAUUUUGUCUUGCUCUGAAUAGUAAACAAUAAUUACAAUAAAGAACCCAGUGAAAUAGAGACACAAUUUUCAAAGUGGAAGAACUUAGCAACAAUCAAAUGAACACUUUUGGGGGCAUACUUCACAAAACAGAAGCAGACAAGACUACACCAAGUAGUUCAUUUAUUUACAGCUUCUAGUUUGUGGAACAUGGCCCAAUUGUCAAGGUAACCACGAAUGAAAAGUGCAUCAGAAAAAAAGCUUGGUCCUUCAAAUGACUUUAUCCUUCAAGUGCAACCACAAAAAACAAAGCAGGUUCACUUUAGAACACAACAGAAAAGCCAAUCACUUCAAAA
Messenger RNA from Phyllopteryx taeniolatus (common seadragon), 6676 nucleotides. Its product is annotated as von Willebrand factor A domain-containing protein 7-like. The coding region runs from base 208 to 3438 and encodes 1076 amino acids. The transcript is spliced from 19 exons. NCBI's taxonomy places the organism in Eukaryota, Metazoa, Chordata, Actinopteri, Syngnathiformes, Syngnathidae. The record is from RefSeq and is a predicted model, not a curated record.